AUGACCCUAGUUGCCCUGGUGUGGGGGUCUGUGCUCCUCAUUGCCGGUGUGGCUCAUCUGCGCGAGGUAUCAACACAACGUUCACUACUUCAAGAUGACGAUGGCCUCAUCUCUCUGCUACAACUGAGACAACAGUACGCUGACUUCAACGUCUCUGGGCGAAUUGGGUUUCCGCAGGUCAGGAACUCAUCGUUUGCGCCGGAGUACAAGUCGAUUCAAUGGAUCUCGGAGCCUGAUUCGUUCAAAGACGAUAAGGGGACAUUCGCAACUAGCGAUAAGGGGAAGUACCUUGUUAAAUCCAUCCAGGAUGACAAUUACGAGAAGUACUUGUUCAAUUCGUCACAUUUCUUCUUUGAUCACAUCAAUUAUACCAUCUCUGCGUUCGUUGCAAGCCCAAACUUGGAGAUGGCUAUUGUGCAAACGAACUGGACUCAACAUUGGAGACACUCGUCGUUUGCUCUACACUGGGUGUUGGACGUUGAAACACAGCGGAUCACCCCGUUGAGCUCUGAGAAGUUGUCGUUCGCUACGUGGUCCCCAACGUCGACACACAUUGCCUAUGUCUUGGACAAUGACGUUUACGUCUACGACUAUAAGACCCACACGUCAACAAGAGCUUCUUUUGACGGAGGUGACGAAAUAUUCAAUGGUAAGCCGGACUGGGUGUAUGAGGAGGAGGUGUUCGAAGAUGAAAGCGCACUGUGGUGGUCUCCAAAAGGUGACUAUGUUGCAUUCUUGAGGACAAAUGACUCUUUGGUACCAGACUUCCCAAUCACCUAUUUCGUUCAGGAUGAUUCUCCUUACCCAGAGCUAAGAGAGAUUAAGUACCCUAAACCAGGCUAUCCAAAUCCAAAUGUUUCAUUGGCAUUGUACAAUAUCCAUUCUAAUGUCACGGAUUACAUUGAGUACCAGGAUGAUAUCUUUACAGAGGUUGUUUGGGUCGGGAACGAGCAACUAUUGUUGAAAUCAGUCAACAGAGAGGCAGACUUCUUAAAAGUUGUUUUGAUAAACGCCCACAGUUCGUCUAUAAGCAUAGUUAGAGAUGAAGAGACUGAUAGCUGGUUUGAAAUCACCCAUGAUACGUUAUUCAUCCCAAAAUCGGAAACACGCGAGCUUGAUGGUUAUAUCGAUACUGUGUCUGUUAAUGGUUAUAACCAUUUGGCAUACUUCACUCCUCCCAACAAUUCAACUCCAAAAUUGUUAACCCAGGGCGAGUGGGAAGUUGUCGAUGCACCUUCUGCGUUUGACUAUGCAAAAGAUUUGGUGUACUUCUUCUCAACCGAGGUUUCAUCCAUUGAAAGACAUUUAUAUUCUGUGGAUAUCCAUUCAGGUGAGAUUAAAUCACUCACCAAAGGUGAAGCUUGGUUCUCUGCGUCCUUCUCUUCAGGAGCAAGAUACGUUUCCUUGACCAAGAGAGGUCCUGGGAUUCCAUCGCAGAGUUUAUUAGACUUAUAUACUGGGGAUUCAAGACCUUUAGAGACAAACGACAAAUUGUCACAUUUAUUGGAAGAUUUUGAAAUACCUGAGAAGGUUUAUGGCGAAGUUGACAUUGGAACUGCAAAGGUUAACUACGUUGAAAGAUUACCACCACAAUUUGACCCGAAGAAGCAAUACCCAAUGUUGUUCUUCAUGUAUGGAGGUCCAGGUUCACAGCUGGUUACAAAGACAUUUUCGUUGGGAUUCCCUGAAGUUGUGUCGGCCCAAUUAGACGCCAUUGUUGUCACUGUUGAUGGUCGUGGUACAGGAUUCAAAGGACGUGGCUUCAGAUCCCUUGUCAGGGAUAACUUGGGCCAUUACGAAGUUAUUGAUCAAAUUGCAGCUGCAAAGCAUUGGUCGCAGAAGAAGUACAUCGAUUCCACCAGAAUUGCGAUAUUUGGAUGGAGCUACGGAGGCUAUAUGACCUUGAAAACGCUUGAGCGUGACGCAGGAGAAACCUUUAGCUACGGCAUGUCAGUAGCCCCUGUCACAGAUUGGGCACUCUACGACUCUGUAUAUACAGAGAGAUAUAUGCAUACGCCGCAGAACAAUGCUGACGGUUAUGCUCAAUCAGCAGUGCAUAACAUCACUCAAUUGAUGAAGGCCAAGAGGUUCCUUCUAUGUCACGGAACUGGUGAUGAUAAUGUACAUUUCCAAAACAGUGCAAAGCUAUUGGACAAGUUGGACUUGGCUGGUGCUGAGAACUACGAUCUCCAUGUAUUCCCAGAUUCCGACCAUGCAAUCAGAUACCACAACGCCAAUAGUAUCAUCUACGACAAGUUAUUCUCAUGGUUGGACCAUGCAUUCAAGGGAGACUACUUGAGUGCUUUUCAAAGAUAA
Messenger RNA from Williopsis jadinii, 2316 nucleotides. It is a transcript of the gene DAP2, whose product is annotated as dipeptidyl aminopeptidase. The record is from RefSeq and is a predicted model, not a curated record. Gene Ontology annotation, molecular function: serine-type endopeptidase activity; dipeptidyl-peptidase activity. Gene Ontology annotation, biological process: proteolysis. The coding region runs from base 1 to 2316 and encodes 771 amino acids. The transcript has a single exon. Lineage: Eukaryota; Fungi; Ascomycota; Saccharomycetes; Phaffomycetales; Wickerhamomycetaceae.